This is a messenger RNA of Drosophila elegans, 2932 nucleotides long. RefSeq names its product protein sneaky (gene snky). NCBI's taxonomy places the organism in Eukaryota, Metazoa, Arthropoda, Insecta, Diptera, Drosophilidae. Bases 67 to 2175 code for a protein of 702 amino acids. The record is from RefSeq and is a predicted model, not a curated record. The transcript is spliced from 2 exons. Gene Ontology annotation, cellular component: membrane.
UUCCAAUCAUUGUCUGACAUUUACCGAGUUUUGCCUCAAAAAAAGGCUGUGCCUUUAUUGUCUGGCAUGUUUUCCUUUCUGAUAAAGCCGUGUCGGCCCUUGUACUGCUUGUUGUAUAGACCGCCGGGCCAGGAUAAUGCUCGGAUCCGGUGCCUUCGACGCCUGCUCACCUUCCUGUGGGGCCUGGUCUUGGGAUUUCUCCUCUGGAAGCUGGUGGCUCUGAACUUCAACUUGGGGCGCCUGUUUGCCAACGGACUCACCGACAUCUCCGUCUUCGCGAUGUUCGUCCUGCUGACCGGAACGGCCUUUAUGCUGUCCCGUUCAACUCGCACCGUAAUUAUGCUGACAUUCGUGGCCUUGGUGGGCAAAUCCGGAAGGACAUAUCUGCGAGCAGUGGCCUUUGCCUUCAUAAUAUCGGGACCCAUUGACAACCUGGUGUCGAAUGCAGGUGAAGUGGCGCGGGUUUUCGUCUGCACCACUGUCCUCACUUACAAUCUCUCGAAAACUCGGUUCGAUUUGAUGGCCAAACCGUUUACAAACACUUUGAAGCACAUGCGUGGGGAUGUGGAGGAGAUACGCCAGACUUUUGCGGAGUUGCAUGAGGUCCUGGAAGAUCUCAAGUACGCUGUGGAACACUCGGACAUCGAGGACGAUAAAUACGGUGACCAGCAGACCCGAAAGAUGAACACAAGUGAAACAGCGGGCAAGGAGCUACCAACUGCGGAAGAAAUUCAGGAGCGUUUCCAGCGGAACAUGAGGAACCGCUGCAAGCACCAGCUGAAGAGUGGCCAUCGGGUGUGCGUGGAGGUCUUCCGGCAGGGCUAUCGCAAGUGCACUACCAAUUUCCCUCCCCUGAUAGGCAGGGCCAUCUGUUGGCCCUAUCGUGUGGACAUCAUCUGCGAGCUAGAUCUCUUUGGCAAUCCGGAUAAGAUAUGUGACCCCUCCGACGUGGUGCCGCCAAACUUUGGAGAGACCUACUUGGAGCUACUGAAGGCCGAGCAGGAACUCUUUGACAAUAGUUCACUCAUAGAGGUCAGCUAUAAGGUGAGGGACAAGGAAAUAGCCAGGAGCAAAUUAGAGUCCGCCCAGAGAACAUCGCAGGCCUUCACCAAAGAUUUCGAGCGACGGCGUCGCAGAUUCCACAGAGUUAUGGGUCUGAUCCAGAAGAUACUCUCUUUGUACAUGCUGCGGUUGGUCUGCUUAUCCAUCAGAUACUAUCUAAAGUAUCUGGGUGAUGUGGAGUUUGACAACUUCUAUAUAACCGAGUAUUUCAAGCACGUGGACCAACGGUGUAAGAAGCAAGGCACCGAUGCCAUUUUGCCACUGCGCACCUACGAGAAAAACAAAUACAUCGACGUGGACCACAUCUUUAGUCGCACCCACGAGGAGUCCACCACUGUGUUCUUCACCCUAAUCCAGUUCCUGUUGGAAAUCGUCGCGGCGGGACUAUUUAUUUGGAUAGACCUAAUGGUGAUCGAACUACUGCAGAUUAUUCGAAGGCGAUCGCUGAUCACCUAUCACCAGGAGGGCGAGCAUGAAGUGAGAUUUAAUAUAAGUGGCGUGGGGCAAAUGGCUAGACUGCUGCGCACCACCAUGCACAAUUUCAAUAUCCACGAGAGGGUCUCCACUUCGCUGACCAACGAGGAGUGCCUGCCCAAUGCCCACGUCCUGCCCAGGACCUUCUACUACCAGCUGCUGCUUCUCUACCUGGCCAUAGUCCUGCUGGCCUACCAGAGCACCACGUUCCUGCGAAUGCGACGUGUGAUCUGCAGCUUCUUCUACUACAAGCGCGAGAAGCAGCGCAUUCUCUUUUUGUACAAUCGCAUUCUGCGCAGUAGACUCAAGUCGCUCGAGAACCUGGUCCACGAUGCCGAGGACAACUUGGCCACACAUCGCAUUCAGCAGCAUGUUAAUGUCUGCAUGUGGCUCCGCAUGUCCUGUCCUCGGGCCUUCGGUUGGCUGCGGGACUUUCAGUGCGCCAAACGGAACUGCAUAAUCUGUCAGGGCUUGGAAGACUCCACUUUCACCAUUUGCCACUCCUGCGGCUUGCCCUAUUGCGACGAUUGCGCCGAGGAUCUCAACAGCGUUUGCCUGCAGUGUGGCGCAGUGCUCACAAGGAUACAAGAAGAAUCCGAUAGCAGUGUCGAGGUGUACGCCUACAGGAAGGAAAAGUGAGGUGGGAAAAUCAGAAAUCUUCAGCUUAAAUGUGCAUAAAUGCUACAUUUAAAAUACUUUUUUAAAUUAAUUGAAUUUAUUGGUACAAAAAUAUCUGAUGAAAUAGUUGGUCCAUAAGCCUUCAAGGCACUCUUUAAUUGUACCAAAGAGUGGCCUUUGCGGGACAGGUUAAAGGGCUUCCCUUUCUGGUACAAAACCCUCUAAUGACAUUACAAAAGUUUUUCUCAUAUGUGCCGAAAGCAUUUGGCAAAGUUUUCCCUUUGAAUUUGGAAAUGCUCUUCCCACUCGGGGAAUACUUUGCAAUCAUCUCCCAAGAACUUGGUCCCUUAAUCCCACUUGCACUACCCUUUUAUUAACUGUCCUUCUGUAUGAUAAUCAUAUCUUCAACCUAAUUGCCAUUUUUCCAGUCUGUCAAACUUAAUUCUCAACAUUUGGCCCCUCCAGCCACUCCCAACUACUUUCCCCUCGGCCGAUGGCACUGUCUGCCGGUUGUCUACUGUAAGUUGGAAAACAUUUCUCGUUUCUUUGCAACAACACAAGCAUCGCUCAAUUAGUUGUCCACCCUUUUGUUUGGGCCACCCUAGCUCCCCACCGCCGUCUGUUUCAACAUAAUUAUGCACAUGUCUGGUGGAGCUGGAAAACUUUUUGUCCUUAGACAAACUUUGCUCAAGCGGCGCUGAUUCGAUUAUGCCAUUGGAAAGCGAACUCGAGAAGAAUUUCAACACUGCAGCAAGGAUUAAGUUACAAAAUUGUUAAU